AUGCAGCGCAAACUGCAGUUGCUGAACUCGUUGUCGCAGAAGCUCGAGGACUUUGAGCCGCGCGAGGGUCGCGCGCUGGAGUGGUACGUCUGCGGACCGACCGUCUACGAUGUAUCGCACCUGGGCCACGCGCGAAACUACGUGGCGACCGACGCGAUGCGGCGAAUUCUAGAGGACUAUUUCGGGUACCAUGUGAAGCAGUGCAUGAACAUUACGGACGUCGACGACAAGAUCUUGCGACGCAGCGCGGAACUAGGAGUGGAGUUUGAGCAGCUGGCGCGCUUCUACGAGGCGGAGUUUUUCGCCGAUCUGCAGGGCCUGAACUGCCGGCUGCCCUCUGUGGUUACGCGCGUGACGGAGCACCUUCCGCAAAUCGUUGCGUACGUGGAACAGAUCAUUGCCAACGGCUUCGCAUACGAGGCACAGGGUUCGGUUUAUUUCGAUGUUGAGGCUGACGCUGCAGUGCGCGACGAGCAGGUACUCACUGCAGCGCGCGCACAAGGCAAGCGUAGCUUCCGCGACUUCGCGCUGUGGAAACGCGCGGGCGCGGAUGAGGUCGGAUGGUCCAGUCCGUGGGGCCGCGGGCGGCCCGGUUGGCACAUCGAGUGCAGCGCAAUGGCGAGCUACGCGCUGCAGCCAGUGAUCGACUUGCACUCGGGAGGCGUGGAUCUGCGCUUCCCGCACCACGACAACGAGAUCGCGCAGUGCGAGGCGUACUUCCAGUCGGAUGAGUGGGUGCGCUAUUUUCUGCACGUUGGGCACUUGAACAUCAACGGCUGCAAGAUGUCGAAGUCGCUGAAGAACUUCGUGAGCAUCCAGGAGAUGCUCAAGCGGCACACGUUUCAAGAGAUUCGCAUUCUUCAUGGACGAAUGGUUUCUGAAGACGCGAUCUAG
Molecule: messenger RNA, 894 nt
Organism: Dermatophagoides pteronyssinus (European house dust mite)
Lineage: Eukaryota; Metazoa; Arthropoda; Arachnida; Sarcoptiformes; Pyroglyphidae
Product: cysteine--tRNA ligase, cytoplasmic-like
Source: RefSeq, a predicted model, not a curated record